This is a messenger RNA of Brenthis ino (lesser marbled fritillary), 603 nucleotides long. The record is from the annotation of a GenBank genome assembly. Lineage: Eukaryota; Metazoa; Arthropoda; Insecta; Lepidoptera; Nymphalidae.
AUGUUCUACGUGAUGGCUAAGCUUCAUUGGGACUAUAAAAGUUUACAGCGUGUAGUUUGGAAUUACUCGGAAAAAGGGCAUGGCAAAGGAGCUCCUGAUAGUGUGGGAGAAGUAUUAAAAAUAGCAGCUGAUCGGAUUGUUGCUGUAGGGAAUGAUUUUCCAAAUAUUGAUCUCCUUAUUAGUCACCUUCAAAUUCAAAUAUCCGAGGGUAUAAUGGAAGUUCACGAAUCUGGCAUUUUGGAGACGGAACUAUUAAUUCCCUCUGAUUUAAAAGAAUUUCGAGGCACCAUGAGAGUUCAUCAAACGAUAUGGACCUGUAAUAAUCCUAAGGUCCUAGCCAUGAGACACCUUAUCUGUAAUUUAGAAAAAUGUUCUGAAGAAUCAAAUUAUUGUCCCCAUGGACAACAUAUCGGUUUCUAUAAUAUCCGAAGUAUAACUUUGGAGAACACUAGUACCCCUAAAACUAUGAUAUCAAAAAAGACCGCAAUAAACGAAAAUCAGAUUGAUAUUACUGCUAACUCAAGCCCGAACUAUCGGCUGGCCGGAACUUCAAUCCAGAGUAACCAAUUUGAGAUUAAUAAUGUACCAUCUGAUGACAGCUUG